Candidozyma pseudohaemuli is the source of this 1194-nucleotide messenger RNA. RefSeq names its product Trm12p (gene TRM12). Bases 1 to 1194 code for a protein of 397 amino acids. The record is from RefSeq and is a predicted model, not a curated record. The transcript has a single exon. Gene Ontology annotation, cellular component: cytoplasm. NCBI's taxonomy places the organism in Eukaryota, Fungi, Ascomycota, Pichiomycetes, Serinales, Metschnikowiaceae. Gene Ontology annotation, biological process: tRNA methylation; wybutosine biosynthetic process. Gene Ontology annotation, molecular function: tRNA methyltransferase activity; S-adenosylmethionine-dependent methyltransferase activity.
AUGGGUUCUAAGAUUCUUGUGAAGGCGCCUCUGCAGAUCAAGAAGAUCAAGAGCAUUCUUGAGAAGGCAAAUGUGUUCGACAAGAGAAGGAAAAUCACAAGAUCAGAUGGAGUCGCCUGUCUAUAUUCUUCAGGGUCCAUGGCUGAGAUGAGCGCUCUACUAGGUGAUUUGCAAGACGUCAUUGAGGUUUUUGAAGACACAGACACAGUCCCUGUUGGAGGUCUACAAGGUGCUGUGCUGGAUGUCAUAGGAUCUGAUUCCCAUCUAUUGAAAGAUCUUCCGAAGAAAUGGUCAUUGUAUCCACCUAUGGUGCUUUUCACAGGUGAUCUGUUCAGCACCCCGGAGUGGGAUGCAUACUUUGAGACAAGCGGCAAAUCUGAGUUAUUUGAGCACCUUCUGAAAACAUUCUUUGCCGGUUACACACAUUUUGCGGUAAACCAGCCAAUCAUCGAGUCCGAUGUGAUGCGCAGGCCCUUCAACUUGGUACCGAUAUACGGAGACUUUGGGCCAACCCCUGACGACCAGAAAUACGAUAGACCAACUCAACAGGAUUUUGAUGAGGCAUUUUGGUGUACAGCAAACCAAAACGGAAUAGCUCAAGAAUGGGCACCCCGCUACACAAUGUUCUCACGAGGGAACAUCACGGAGAAGAAGAGGGUUCUAGGGUUUGGCGACCUUCGGGGCCAAAAUGUGGUUGAUCUAUAUGCUGGUAUAGGUUAUUUUACCUUUUCAUAUCUCGCCCUCGGAGCCACGGUCUUUUGCUGGGAAAUCAACCCUUGGUCCAUAGAAGGUCUACUACGGGGUCUCACUAAAAAUGGUUGCAAAUAUAAGCUAGUGAGACCUGGAGAUGCCUUCACGUCAGACACUUACACCACCGAAAUUACCAACGGAACCAGAGCAUUUAUUUUUCAUGAAUCAAACGAAAAAUCGGUACAGCGCCUUGGUGACCUCGGCAUCACCAUAUCACAUUAUAAUUUGGGGCUCCUCCCUCUGCUGAGGCAGGGUUGGCAGGUGGUCACCACACUCGGGUGCGAAAAUGCCAUUGUUCAUGUCCAUGAGAAUGUCCACAAAAACGACUUUGAAACGCUCAAAGAGGAAUUACAAGAGUAUUUCAAGGGGAAUGUGACUCAUCUAGAAAAAGUUAAAACUUUUGCGCCAGACGUGUGGCACGUCGUUGUCGACGUCAAAGUGUAA